AUGAAGAGUAUGGUACCCAAGGACACCAUUGCUCGUGUUUUUCAAACUUGUUCUUUCAACCACGACUCCACAAGAAUCACGGAGUCUACGUUAACAGUUAUCGAAGAAUACCUUGAAGUGUUUGUUCGCGAAGCUGUGCUACGAUCUGUGGAAAACAAAGAUCGUGUGAAAGAGGAAGAUUCCAAUCGUCUAAACAAUGAGCUAGUUCUGACUCACAAAGAUCUGGAGAGUGUCUCCGGACUUCUGCUGCUAGAUAUGUGA
This is a messenger RNA of Lachancea lanzarotensis, 261 nucleotides long. RefSeq names its product LALA0S05e08680g1_1 (gene MHF2). Gene Ontology annotation, cellular component: FANCM-MHF complex; Fanconi anaemia nuclear complex. The transcript has a single exon. The record is from RefSeq and is a predicted model, not a curated record. Gene Ontology annotation, biological process: resolution of meiotic recombination intermediates; kinetochore assembly; replication fork processing. Gene Ontology annotation, molecular function: protein heterodimerization activity. Bases 1 to 261 code for a protein of 86 amino acids. NCBI's taxonomy places the organism in Eukaryota, Fungi, Ascomycota, Saccharomycetes, Saccharomycetales, Saccharomycetaceae.